This is a messenger RNA of Protopterus annectens (West African lungfish), 6986 nucleotides long. It is a transcript of the gene ATF7IP, whose product is annotated as activating transcription factor 7 interacting protein. Gene Ontology annotation, biological process: regulation of DNA-templated transcription. Bases 305 to 5188 code for a protein of 1627 amino acids. Lineage: Eukaryota; Metazoa; Chordata; Ceratodontiformes; Protopteridae. The record is from RefSeq and is a predicted model, not a curated record. Gene Ontology annotation, molecular function: transcription coregulator activity; protein binding. Gene Ontology annotation, cellular component: nucleus; transcription regulator complex. The transcript is spliced from 18 exons.
UAUCACGACUAGGGUGGGGCUUAUGGAAAGUAAACCCUCCCCUCUUUUCAUUUGCAUACCAGUCUCGGCGCGAGGAGUCUGCCAUAUUUGUUUUUGAAUUACGGGCGCUGCGGGACUGGGAUGAAGAAGUCUGAAGCGUAUCCAUUAAGAUAGAAAACGAAAACGUUCAUACUAGUGACCCUCUUUUGAGCCGAAACGGAGUUAGCUUUAACAGAAGAGUGGCCGAGAAUACCUGAACAGAUAUAACCUUCCCUAAAGAUGAAUCACAUGAAUUCCUGGAUGGUAGAAUGCAUGGAGGUUUACUAUGGAUAGUGCUUUAGAGCCCCAGAGAAAAAUAUUUAAGGCCAAGAAAACGAUGAAAGUAAGUGACCGGCAGCAGUUAGAAGCUGUUUAUAAAUCUAAAGGAGACCUUUUAAAAUCUGCAGAAGCUAAACUAGUAAACGGCAAAUUUGAAAACGGAGAUUCCGAUCUGAAAUUUUCCCUGUUCAGUACCGUCUGUAUGGAGGCCAAAGUAGAACUGAAUGGCAUUUCUGAUGAAUGCCCUACUAUUGAUAAAGUAGACAUGGAAACAAAGGAAAUGCCUAAUUCUCUAAACCCUGCAGUUCUGGAAGACUGCAAAAGUGACUCGUUGCAACAGUCUCUUCGAGUAGGGCCUGAGAAAUUAAUUUCUGAGGAAGUGAAAGAGGGCCUGCAUAAUGCUACUUCUAUACCCCUUGUUAUAGAUACUAAAGGUCCUUUGAGUAAGUCUGACAUAGUCCACAAUGAUACUGUCACAGCAGAGACAAGUACUGAAAAUAAAGAACAGCUAAGUGGAGAAGCACUUGACUGUGAUGGAAAAGACAUUGAGAACAAGAAUGCUACUGAAAUUCUUAAUUGCAGUCUGGAAAUAGACAUGCUUCCUUUAGAAACUGAAAAGGCAAAUACUGAAAAGGAGGUAGUAUUGAAUGGCACUGAACCUGUGACAGAAUCCAUUAUGGUAUCUUGUGGAGAACCCAGUGUGGAACUGAAAGAGUCCGCUGGAGAGCCUAACCCAGAGUCACUUGCACAACCUAACAUAGAAACUGGUGAGGCACCCAGUACAGAAUCUGGUAUGGCAGCACCUAGCACAGAAUCUUGUGUGGCGGCACCUGUCACAGAAUCUUUUACAGUGGAAUCUAGCACAAAUUCUGGUACAGCACCACCUAACGCAGAGUCUGGUGUGACACCUGCUGCAGAGUCCAGAAUGGAAACCGCCACAGAAUCCAGAAUGGAAAUUGACUCAGAAUCCAGCAUGGAAUCUAGUAAAGAACCCAAUGUGGAAUGCAGUGUGGGACCUAGCAAAGAACCCAGUGUGGAAUGCAGUGUGGGACCUAGCAAAGAACCCAGUGUGGGACCUAACAAAGAACCCAGUGUGGAAUGCAGUGUGGGACCUAGCAAAGAACCCAGUGUUGAAUGCAGUAUGGGACCUAGCAAAGAACCCAUCGUGAGACCUAGCAAAGAACCCAGUGUGGAAUCCAGUGUGGGACCUAGCAAAGAACCCAGUGUGGAACCCAGCGUGGGACCUAGCAAAGAACCCAGUGUGGAACCUAGCAAAGAACCCAGUGUGGAACCCAGCGUGAGACCUAGCAAAGAACCCAGUGUGGAACCCAGCGAAGACCCCAGUGUGGAAUCCAGUGUGGGACCUAGCAAAGACCCCAGUGUGGAAUCCAGUGUGGGACCUAGCAAAGACCCCAAUGUGGAAUCCAGCGUGGGACCUAGCAAAGACCCCAGUGUGGAAUCCAGCGUGGGACCUAGCAAAGAUCCCAGUGUGGAAUCCUGCGUGGGACCUAGCAAAGAUCCCAGUGUGGAAUCCUGCGUGGGACCUAGCAAAGAUCCCAGUGUGGAAUCCAGCGUGGGACCUAGCAAAGAUCCCAGUGUGGAAUCCAGCGUGGGACCUAGCAAAGAACCCAGUGUGGAAUCCAGCGUGGGACUUGGCAAAGAACCCAGUGUGGAACCCAGUGUGGAAUCUAGCAAAGAACCCAGUGUAGAAUCCAACGUGGGACCUAGCAAAGAACCCAGUGUGGAAUCCAUUGUGGGACCUAGCAAAGAACCCAGUGUGGAAUCCAGUGUGGGACCUAGCCAAGAACCCAGUGUGGAAUCCAGCGUGGGACCUAGCCAAGAACCCAGUAUGGAAUCCAGUGUGGAGCCUAGCAAAGAACCCAGUGUGGAAUCCAGAGUAGAAUGUAGGAAAGAACUCUGCAUGGAAUCCAGGAUCGAACCCAGUGUGGAACCUAGCAAUGAGGUCAGUGUGGAGUCCAGGAAUGAACCCAGCAUGGAACCUAGCAAUGAGGUCAGUGUGGAACCCAUGGAAGACUCCCAAGUAGAACCAAUGGAGGAAUCCAGAAAGGAACCCACAGAGGAACCCAGUGUGGAAUCCACGGAAGACUCUCAAGCAGAACCCAUGGAGGAAUCCAGAGUGGAACCAGUGGAAUCCAGAGUGGAACCAGUGGAGGAAUCCAGAGUGGAAUCUAGUGUUGAGUCUAGUGUGAAGUGUAGUAGUAGUCCAGAUGAGGGAUGCAGUGAAAAAGUCACAGAUCCUCUGGAAGACAGUAAUUUAAGUGCUGUUUGUAAUGAACAAAGUGAUAUUUUGGUUGAGAACACUGAUUCUAUGGAAACUGAAGAAAUUAUUCCAAUUUUAGAAAAACUUGCACCAACAGAAGAUAAUCUUCGUCACUUUUCUAGACCUUCUCAAGUUCUCCAAAGUAGCUCUGAUGCUGGUAGUAAUGAAGACAAAAUGGAAUGCAGUCCUUGUCCUCCUUCCAAACAAGAAAGUAACCAGUGUUUGCCUAGUGAAGAAUUUUUAGUUCUUUCUGAUGAAGAUGAGCCUGUUAAAAAAGUGGAGACAAAUGCUGAAGAGUCAAAGAAGAAAACCAGCUGCUCAGAAAUGUCUGAAGCUGAUUCAGAAGGAAAAGAGACCGCAGAAAGCAUUUUUGCAGUGCGGACAAGUAAAGAACGUACUGAAGCUGAUCGGCAGCCAGAAAAAAGUGAGGUUUUGCCAAGGAAGCGUUCAAAGUCUGAAGAUAUUGAUGGUCUUGAAUCGAAGAGACGGCGUUAUAUAGGAAAUGAGUAUGAAGCUGAACUGCAGCUAAAGAUUACUGCUAAAGGGGACGUAAAUAAAAAACUGGAAAAGAUUUUUCAGAAACUGCUGGAAGAAAAACUUGCCGCUUUACAAUGUACAGCGUUUGAUAUAGCUCUGUCUGAAUUGAAGAACCGAGUAGAAAAGAUAGAAUGUAGCAAGAAGCAUGAAGCUGUGCUCACUAGUUUGCAGGCUAAAAUUGCAAGGUUGUGUAAAAGAUUUGGAGCAGCCAAGGAUGAUCUUAGGAAAACACAAGAGACCUCAACCAUCCCACCGGCUUCUCCUGUGAAAAAUUCCAACACCGUAAAUGUCACCACUUAUCGCAGUGGCAGUACAGUAAGACAGAUGUUAGAAACAAAACGAAAUGCUGGAGACACCUCUGCUGCAUUCCCGACAGCAACUAGCACAGUGACUUUUACUAGUGCCUCAAACAUAACCAGUGUUGCACAGUCUACAGCAGCAAGCAUUCCAUCUAAACCUCAGACAUCAGGAUCCUCGGCUUCAAUGGUUACUUCAAUCAUUCCAUCAUCAGGGACAACAGUAGUGGGUGCCAGUCAGCCAGUCAGCACAACUGCACAGCCAAUAGUUUCUCUCCAGCCUUUGCCAGUAAUAUUGCAUGUCCCAGUGCAAAUGCCUUCCCAACCUUCACUCCUGCAAACUCAAACAGGUACUUUGGUAGCAAACCAGCAGUCGGGCAAUGUUGAAUUUAUUCAGGUUCAAAACCAGCCAGCAGUAAGUAGUCUUGCAAAAACAACAGUGACUUUUGCAUCUCCAGGUGCAUCGAGACCAGUCAGCACUAGUACUGCUUUACCAAGUCCUGGCAUUCAGAGGAUCUCACCAGCAAGUUCUGGAUCUUCUAGUACAACCUUGCCAUCACAGACUAUUUCAGCAGUUGCUUCACAUACUGUACAACAGGGUACAAGGACUUUACCCCUAACUGGUAGCACAGGACUUUAUAGUGCUAGUGUUGCAAGACCUUCACUACAGAUAAAGCCUCCACUGACUGGACCUGUUAUUCAGCCUUCAGCAGAAGCAAGUAAUGCAACAGUAUCAAGAGCUGAAAGUCAGAUUUCAAAGAGACCAACAAGUACUAGUGAUGUUUCUGUCACUAAGAGAUCAGCUGAAAGCACUGCACAGAGUGGAAAACCUGGAGGAGUGACUGGUGGUUCAGUUAUUGAUCUCACACUGGAUGAUGAAGACGAUGGAACAUCACAAGAUUCUAGGAAACUGAAUCAAAAUGCUGGGCAUGGUACAACCUCAUCUGUUCCAUCCCAGGUCCGUCCUUCAUUGCCUCCACAGUCGGCACUUUUACAGCAAAGUAUUGCACAAGUUGCAUCAAGCUCAGCUUCACAGACAACUAUGCACGUUUUUCCUACAGCUCAAACAACCGUGAAUGUAACACAUCGACCAGCACUGCAAACUACUCCUUCAAGACCCUCUCUUCCAAGAGCAACAGCUAGCCAUCAGAUGGUUUAUACAACAGUAACUGCCUCACCGGUUCAGCAGUCUAUUAGAGGAGUUAUGGCACAGAAUCAGGGUUUACGGCAAGUAAGCCCUCAAACAAGUGGUGUAACAGUUCGUUUACCACAGAGUGCUCCAUAUGUUGUGAGUAGUGGGCUUGCUGUUGGACAGUCUGUACCUCAGCUAACAGUUCAUCAUCGCCCUCAACAGAUACAGGAACCUACACGUCCUGUUCAUCCAGCACCACUUCCUGAAGCACCACAGCCAGCACGUCUCCCUCCAGAAGCAGCCAGUACCUCUCUACCUCAGAAACCUCACCUGAAGUUAGCACGGGUUCAGAGUCAGAAUGGAAUUGUUUUGUCUUGGAGUGUUCUAGAGGUUGAUCGCAGUUGUGCUGCUGUAGAUAGCUACCAUUUGUACGCUUACCAUGAGGAUCCCAGUGCCACUGUUCCUUCUCAAUGGAAGAAGAUUGGAGAAGUUAAAGCCUUGCCACUUCCUAUGGCCUGUACACUGACCCAGUUUGUGUCAGGAAGCAAGUAUUACUUUGCAGUCCGUGCAAAAGAUAUUUAUGGACGAUUUGGACCUUUUUGUGAUCCUCAGUCAACUGAUGUGAUAUCCACACAAAACAGUUAAACGAAGGCUUACAAAGCCUCUAUUUUUUUUUUAAGAAAAAAAAAAAAACUUGUGACUACUUUUCUAACAUAAAUGCAUGAGACUGACUGUAAAUUAAUCUGAAAAAAAGGUUGAGUUCUUAAACACUACAUUGAUUUAUAACCAAAUGAAUGUGGAGGUCUGUUGAGAGAUCACACAUGUUCCUGCGUAGCACGAGGGCUUCUCAGUGAUGUUAAAAUAUUUUCCCCAAAAACACUGCUGCAUUGGUCAUGCAUGUUUCAUGCCUUAUCAGAGGAUGUUCUAAAGAAUGUUUUCAUUGGUUUCAAAGCUUGGAAAGCAUUUGUGUAAAGGAUAAAGUGAUGAACUUAAGCACUGAUGGAGUUAAUGGAAUAUGCAGGAAUUACUACUGUUUCUGAUGCCCAACCUUUCAUACUGGUGACUGACACUUCUUUUUUUUUUUUUUUUUUUUUUUUUUGAGAGACUAUACGUAAUAGAGAUGUAAUUUUUAUUCAGCCACUGGGAAAUUCUUAUACUGUUUUACAGUAGCCACAUAAAAUUUAACACACUGUAAGCUUGAGUAAAGUGUUAGUUUCAAACAAAAGAAUAUUCCAUAAUCCUUAAUCCCUGUUCUGUUAUGUUUGUUUCAUUUUAAGCAUUGAUCUGUGUAAUUUUUUUCCUCCAUGUGUUUAGUUGCGGCCUUAACAGUAAAUUUUUUUCUAGCCUAAGUAAAUUUAAACAGAGCUCUUCAAGUAUAUUUGAUAGUAUUUGUUGUAUUACUCCAGCUCAAAUUGCUGACUAAAAUUAAUAUUUUUCCAUGCUGCUGUAGAAUUAGAUACAAAAUAGUGGGAAAACAGGGAUUAUUUUACAUAUUUCAUUGUAGAGGUGCCUGUAUACCCCCUUAUCCAUGGUGCUUUCUGUUUCAGAUUAAUGUUGGAAGACGUAUCUUGUGUGCAAGAGUUCAGUAACUGAAAGUACAGCACCAGUGUACUGCAAGUUUGUACUGUUUACUUUACAUAAUUCUGUGCCUGACUUAGCAUCCUUUAGCAGGGCACAUGGUGGUUGGUAUGCUUUGCUGUCAGAUCAAAGUUACAGAACCCUUGGUUUAUUUUAUGCUAGUUAAGCAUACAGGUAGCUUUCCGCAUAUUCAAGUGGGAUAUAUAUUUGGUAAGGAGAUUAUAGUGCAGCUUUCCUUUGAACCAUUUUGGUUCUGCAGGAAGAACAGUCUGAUGUUUGUAUAUUUUCCCAUCUUUAGUUUUAAAAUGAAUUGAGAUUAUUUGUUCAUAUGUAUAUAUAAAAGCUUUGGCAAUUUAACCUUGAGUGAAGAAUUUAAGGGAGUAUAUAAGUCAACAUUGUAUGUAGUCUUUUUAUAAGGUACAAGCUUUAAUUAAGUAGUUAUUUAUCUGAAAUUGCAAGUUUAGACCUGUGCAAAACCCCUCUUUGUAUUUUCUUAUCAGCAUUCUUUACAGUAUACAUUAAUACCAUCAGUUAAAGUGGCCACUGCUUUUUUGUCACACCUCUGUUUACAUGUUAGUUCUUGUAUUAUUUAUUCCAGUUCUUAAACAGCACUGUAUCCAAGGAGCAGUGGAUCUCAGUUUUGCACUUCGUUCAGCAGCUUGGAGAGCGUCUUUGCAAAGAAGUGUAGUGAGUCAUUUAGCCACAGUGUGGCACUGUUUGACCUAAUUUAUAAUUUGUCGGGCUUGCGUCUGUUGCAAAACAUUUUUAAGGACAACAAUUUCCCUUAAAAGUCAAAUUGUGCUUGUUCGGAGAAGUAUUUGCCCAGUGUUUCACUGCUUAAAGUAUUAAAGUUAAACUUUUUAAA